AUGGAGCCGCAGCCCGACAGCCUGGACGGGUGGGUGGCCGUGCGCGACACCGCUUUCGCCGAGCCUCAGCCGCCGCCGCGGCUCCGCUUCCUGGUGGGCUGGAACGCUGUGGAGGGCGCGUUCGCCGUGACCUGUCACGGCCGGGCGGAGGCGGCGGCUCAGGCCCCGCAGAGCUGGGCGGGCCUCUUCUCAGCGCCGGCCCUGCGCGGCAUCCACCGGCAGCUGGCGGCCGUCUGCCCGCGCCUGGAGCCCGCUUUCCCCGAGCUGCCGCCCGCACUGCCCGGAGCUGCCGCCGGCGGGCUCUGGGCCGUGCUGUUCCCCGGCGGCGCGGCGCCGAGCGAGGCCGAGUUGCAGGAGCUGUGCCGGGAGCUGGAGCGCUACCUGGGCUGGGCCCUGGAGCUCUGCGGCGGCCGUGUGGUGCUGGACACGCUCUUCGCCUCUGACAACCCCCGCGACGACGAAUACUUCGAGAGUCUCCAUGAACUCCGAAGGAAGGCCCUGCGCGGCCACCUGGCCCGGGCUAAGGAGGCCCUGCGGCGGGUUCUUCAGCAGCAUAAAAAUGCUGACACAAUGGUGGCUUUGAUGAAGGUUUAUGAAGAAGAAGAUGAAGCUUAUCAGGAUUUGGUCACCAUGGCAACACAAUUCUACCAGUAUUUACUGCAGCCCUUUAGGGAUAUGCGAGAGCUCGCGACGCUGUACAAACUGGAAAUCCUGAAAUCCUUGCAGUAUGAUCAUUUGGGGCCUAGAAGAGUAACAGCUUUGCAGAAAGAUGCUGAGGAAUGGACCAAGCGAGCUGAGAAUGCUGUGUGCUCCAUUCAGGAUAUCACUGUGAACUACUUCAAGGAAACUGCAAAGGCUCUGGAAGCAAUGCACAAACAAAUGGAACAAGACCAGGAAAGAUUUGGUAAAACCACCUGGGCGUCAGCUUUGCCACGACUAGAAAACCUGAAAUGUAUGUUAGCUAAAGAAACCCUUCAGCAUCUGAGGGCUAGAGAGUUGUGCCUGAAACAGAAGAGAGCUGGCAUUCAGAAAAACAUGGAGAACCUCAGCGAACAAGAAGAAAACCUAAGUGUAGUGGAGGAGCUGGAAAUACAAUAUUAUGAAACACAGCUGGAAUUGUAUAAUGUACAGCUUGAAGUAUUGAAACAUGAAGAAAUGCUGCUUAUUGUACAGUUGGACACUUUAAGGAGACAGAUUAAAGAGAAACAGGAUGAAGUUGUUUACUAUGAUACAUGUGAAAAUCCUGAGGAGCUCAAGGUCAUUGAACAGACCAUGGGACAACAUUACUCUAACUUGUCAGAAAUGACGAUGCUGAGGCAGAAGACUAAGCAGUUGGAGACAAAGCGUGGGACUGUCUGUGCGAGGAGAGCCUACCUCAGGAACAAAAAAGAUCAAUGUGAAGCAAGCCAUCACCAGAGACUGCAACAGGCAGAAGAGAGCAAAAAACGCUUCCAGCAGCAUCACAGCAUACAGAUAAAGAGAGAUAAGCAAAAAGAGGAGGAGAAAAAGAAAAAAGCUUGGAUAAGCCAAGAACGUCAAAAAACACUGGAGAGGCUGAAAACAUUCAGAGAGAAGUAUCCAGCUCAUGUUGUUCUGAAAACAUCUCAUUCCCAGCCUCUUAGCCCCACAUUGCCACGAAACGUCACUAAGCAGACUGCAGCACUGUCCUCUCCACCUUUAUCAAAAGCAAGGGCAGCUCCAGAGCAGCCGAAGAGCAUACUGCUAGUGGAAUCCAAAGAAUCAAAAGCUUCACAUCAAAACACCCCAGCAGAUAUCCCUGUCCAGAUUUUUGUUACUGAUGGUGACACAGAGCAACAGAAGCACAGCGAGGAACUGGUGGUCCCUCCACCCUCAUUGCCACCACCACCACCCCCUCCACCCCCUCCUCCUCCUCCUCCACCCCCUCCACCUCCCCCUUUACCUCUCCAGUUAAAGACACCAUCAGCAACAGAGAAUAAGGCACUUGUCCUUAGCUCUGAUAGCCCCACAGAAAGCCCUGCACUGCACAAAGAAGAUGAUUCAUCCAGGAGGUCUAUAAAUCAUUGUGUAGGUUCCAUGGAUGAGGUUUUGGCUUCUUUAAAACGCAGUGAAGUUCAUCUUCGCAAAGUGGAACAGCCAAAUCCGUAUGCCUCUGUUAGAGACAACAUCCUCUCUGCCAUAAGGCAAGGAGUUAAACUAAGAAAAGUGAAUCAAGAUACUGAGAAAGAUGUCAGUAAAGGAUCCUCUCAUGAGCUAGAGAGAAGCAUUAAGGCAGCCAUGCAGAGAAUUAAGAAAGUGUCUGCUGAUUCUGAAGAAGAGAAUGAUGAUCAGAACAGUGGAGAAUGGGACAGCUAACCAAUUCAGGGUAACAGACUUACUGAUUGGAACAGAGUGUGUGUCUCAUUCUGCAUUGUUGUAGAAGACUGUCCCUUUCAAAAUGAAAGAACAGUGUGAUUGUGUGUUCUUCUCAUAGUCCAAAAUGUCUUGUAAAGCAAAAGAGUCCUGUUGAUUUUUAUAGGAGCUGCAGAUUCUUAUUUUUGCAUGAGAAAUCAUACUCCAAAUUAUGCUUGCAUUAAUAGAUAUAUUUCUGUCUUAAAACCAUGUCAUUUUCACUGCAUCUGAAGACAGCUGAAGUGCUGGAUUGAAACAUACAUUAUUUAGGUUAUUACUACACACUAAGUAAUGCCAUUGGAACAAAGUUUAAGGAGUGAAAAACUGACUGAUAUUUAUUUUGUCAGAUAAGUAGAACCAAAUCUGUGAUGAUAGAGGUGGACUGGAAAACUUAGCAUAAUCUGGAACCUGUCAUCCCUACCUCCAUUGUCCAGGAAUUUUUUUAACAUUUUACUUGUCUAAUACAGCUCAUUCUCAAGUAACCACUUGCAUACUCUGUUUAUCAUUUUGUUAUGAAGUGUGUGCAUUUAUGAAAGGGCAUGAUAAUACUAAUUGGGAAAAUUAGUAUUGAAUUUGAAAUGAACACUACUGUAGUUUUUACUGAAAAGUUCACUUUUUAGCCGGAAGCUUAAUUAUAGAGGAUCUUUAGAUGCAGAAUAUUUUUCAUACAUCUACAUUUACAAUUAACUGUUGUCAUGAAAGAAAGAGCCAAAACAGUAUCUGUAGUAGUUUCUGGGAUCUAUCCCAGAGCUGCAUUUCUCCACUGAGAACAUCAGUGCAUGUUUAUAGCUAAUCUCAUGUGUUUAAAAUACCUGAAAGCCUUACAAAUUAAAUUGCAGAUAUUUGCAUUGUGCCUGGAAUCUGACUGUGUAAAAAUUCAGCUACCUUCAAUUCAGACACUGUUUCUAUUUUGGGUAGAUAGUGACAAAAAUGAUUCAAAGUAUCUUUUGGAGUCUAUACUGACCCUUAAUAAAAAUAUAUCCUGACAGAAG
Molecule: messenger RNA, 3362 nt
Organism: Calypte anna (Anna's hummingbird)
Lineage: Eukaryota; Metazoa; Chordata; Aves; Apodiformes; Trochilidae
Gene: WHAMM
Product: WASP homolog associated with actin, golgi membranes and microtubules
Exons: 10
Coding region: 1-2334 (777 amino acids)
Biological process (GO): endoplasmic reticulum to Golgi vesicle-mediated transport; Arp2/3 complex-mediated actin nucleation
Cellular component (GO): endoplasmic reticulum-Golgi intermediate compartment membrane; cytoplasm
Molecular function (GO): Arp2/3 complex binding; actin binding
Source: RefSeq, a predicted model, not a curated record